AUGCUGUAUAGUAAUAUAGCUUCAGUUUAUGCAGCAAAUGAUAAUUCUAGUGAAAGUAUUAAAUAUAAGAAAAAAGCUCUGCCUAUUGCAUUGAAAUAUGUUGAUUCAUCUCAUCCAACACUAGCUACAAUUUAUAAUAAUUUAGCUGCCUAUGAAAAUUUAGAUGAUUAUGAACGAGCAUUAGUGUGUUAUCAAAAGGCAAUUGAUUUCAGAAAAAAUGCUGAAGAAACAGAUGAUUCAAAAAUUGCACAAACAUAUCGUCAUAUUGCUUCACUUUAUGAUACAAAAGAAGAUUAUAAAUUAGCAUUAGAUCAUUAUCAAAUGAUGCUUGAAUGUCAAUUAAAAUCCCAACUACCGUUGAAACAUCCUGAACUUGCCACAACGUAUGAUUUCAUUGGUUGGACACAUUAUAAAAAUGAUCAAUCACAAUUAGCUUUAAAAUUUAUGAAAAAAGGUCUUAACAUUCGAUUGAAGAAUAAUAAUAGUUCAGAUGAAUUGUUCAGUAC
Messenger RNA from Didymodactylos carnosus, 506 nucleotides. The record is from the annotation of a GenBank genome assembly. NCBI's taxonomy places the organism in Eukaryota, Metazoa, Rotifera, Eurotatoria, Philodinida, Philodinidae.